Messenger RNA from Rangifer tarandus platyrhynchus (Svalbard reindeer), 399 nucleotides. Lineage: Eukaryota; Metazoa; Chordata; Mammalia; Artiodactyla; Cervidae. The record is from the annotation of a GenBank genome assembly.
AUGGACCCCCAUGAGAUGCUCGUCAAGAACCCAUAUGCCCACAUAAGCAUCCCGAGGGCUCACCUGCGGCCUGAGCUGGGGCAGCAGCUGAAGGCGAGCCCGUCCUCUGCAGAGUCGCAGCCUCUGCCCGUGCAGGCCUGCACCCUGGAGCCUCCAGAGGAAGCCCCGGGGCCCAAGGGCGCCAAGGGGACUGCCUCCAUUUGGGGCCAGCCGGCCUGUGAGCAGCCCUGCAAGCCCUGUGGCAGCGGGCAGCGCCCAGCAGGACUGGCCUACGCCGGCCCGCCGCCCAUCGGGCGCGGCGACGACAUUGCCCAUCACUGCUGCUGCUGCCCCUGCUGCUCCUGCUGCCACUGCCCCCGCUUCUGCCGCUGCCACAGCUGCUGCUGUGUUGUCUCCUAG